UUUUUGGGUAGAAACUGAAUGUGUUAGUACUUGCAAUAAAGAGUGGUUGUUUUUAAUUGCUGGUGUUGCUGAUUGCUGCUAUUUAUACAUCUGUAAUAGAUAUGGAUUCGCACUCGUUUUCAACACUUUUUGAUGGGGAUUAUGAUGACAUACUGAACAACGUUGCCGAUUAUGUUAAUUAUGGUAAUUCUUCUGUAAACGAUGGAGAUUGCAGUGGUAAUUAUAGUUCUGAUACUGAUGACGACGAUGAUGAUAAUGAUGAUUCAGAUGAAGAAGGUGAGUUGUUUUGGGAAAGGGAGUUCGAUAAUCAGAAAUUGAUUUUAUGCACAGCAGGUGCCAUAGUGUUAUAUUAUAAUACUUAUAUAUAUAAGGAGCCUUGUAUGGAUUCGUACAACACUGGAAUGCAAUGGUUGACAGAAAUAUUACAUGGACAUUGGAUGCGUUGUGUAAACAUGUUUAGGAUGGAUGCGACAACAUUUCAGAGUUUGUGCUUUAUACUUGAAAACCAAUAUGGGUUAAAGGCAUCUAGACGAAUGUGUGUUUUUGAAAAAGUUGGGAUAUUUCUUUAUACAAUAGCUUUGGGUGCUUCCAACAGGGAAGUUCAGGAGCGAUUCCAACAUUCAGGAGAAACAAUUAGUAGGUACUUUAAUGAGGUUCUUAGAUCAGUUUGUUCGCUCGCUAUAGAUUUAAUUCAACCUGCAGAUCCCGGGUUCGUAAACACACCAAGGGAAAUUAUGAACAAUCCGAGGUAUAUGCCACAUUUCAAGAAUUGUGUUGGAGCUAUUGACGGUACACAUGUUCGUGCAUGCGUUUCUUUUGAAAAGCAAAUCCCAUUUAUCGGCCGAAAAGGUGUGCCGACCCAGAAUGUUAUGGCUGCAUGUAGCUUUGACAUGCAAUUCACAUUUGUUUGGGCGGGUUGGGAAGGAAGUGCACAUGAUACACGAAUUUUUCUCGAGGCAAUUGACAAUCCACGUAUAAAAUUUCCUAAGCUACCGGAAGGGAAAUACUACUUGGUUGAUUCAGGAUAUCCUAAUAAAUAUGGAUUUUUAGGUCCAUAUAGAGGUCAGAGAUAUCAUUUGCAGGAAUUUAGGAGGAGAGGACAACCACAAACUCGUGAAGAAAUUUUCAACCGUAUGCACUCUUCAUUACGUUGUGUGAUAGAACGAACAUUUGGAGUUUGGAAAAAAAGAUGGCGAAUCCUACAAAAUAUGCUAUCCUAUAAUUACAAGACACAAGUUCAAAUUGUUGUCGCAUCCAUGGCAAUUCAUAAUUACAUUAGAAGAACUUCAAUGCAAGAUGUGGCAUUUAUGGAGUUCGAUCGCCAUCCUGAUUUUGUGCCCGAUGAUUUUCUAAUUGAUGUAGCUCCAUAUUCACAGAGCCAAAAACACCAAAGGCCUUCGCGAAUGGAUUACAUACGUGAUGGGGUUGCUGUAAGUUUGAUGACACAAUUAUAAAUUAUUGCUCUAAUAUGUUUAGGUCUAUUUGCAAACAUUUAUUGGUUGUAAUGUAACUUCAUUAAUAUUAUGCAUUAAGUCCUUUUAAGUAA
This is a messenger RNA of Populus euphratica (Euphrates poplar), 1546 nucleotides long. RefSeq lists its product as uncharacterized. Bases 102 to 1454 code for a protein of 450 amino acids. Lineage: Eukaryota; Viridiplantae; Streptophyta; Magnoliopsida; Malpighiales; Salicaceae. The transcript is spliced from 4 exons. The record is from RefSeq and is a predicted model, not a curated record.